Sipha flava (yellow sugarcane aphid) is the source of this 1146-nucleotide messenger RNA. Its product is annotated as transmembrane protein 17-like. The record is from RefSeq and is a predicted model, not a curated record. The transcript has 5 exons. Bases 464 to 1012 code for a protein of 182 amino acids. NCBI's taxonomy places the organism in Eukaryota, Metazoa, Arthropoda, Insecta, Hemiptera, Aphididae. Gene Ontology annotation, biological process: non-motile cilium assembly. Gene Ontology annotation, cellular component: ciliary transition zone.
UAGCCGGUGGGCGGAUUUAGGUAAUUUUCUACCGUUCUUGUACGAGGGCACCAUGGAAACGUGAUGGUAAACAAAACACGAUUGAUGACAGUAAAUAAUAAUGAUGGUUUUUAUUUAUAGUCGUCGUUCGAUAUCAAAAAAUUACGCGUCUUCGCGACAUCGCUAAUUUAAAAAACGUGUUAACACGAUGCUUUCGUCUUUCGCAGUUAACAGUUUAUAAAUUUUAUACGAUAUUAUCUCGUGCGUUGUGUGUACUUUGGCGGCGAUAGGAUUUUGGUUUUUUUAUGCAGCCACAUCAAAGUAAAAAUAUUGUAAUUUCGCGAGAAGUGUCAUUUAAUUUAUUCGCAUCCUAUUUAGUCGUUUACUUCUAUUUGUUGACAACUAUUUUCUGCUGGAAUAACGCGUUACAGUAGGUAUCUAGUUUUGUUCCGGUGGUAAUUAAACAAUACCUACUUAAUUAAAAAUGAGUGACAGCUGGCGACAAACAAUGAUAAACAUUACUGACCGUAUAUUUCCAUCUAUUAUUCCUUCACACGAAAGAGUUGGACCUGCUUUUGGUAAUGAAAUUGUAUCCAGUCUUCCAUUACAAAUGUCAUUAUACUUUAAUAUUGUUUAUUUUCCAUUUUGGCUUUAUACUUUUGUAUCAUUGAUCUUGAUUAAAUUUAGUUGUUUGAACAUGUUAUUUCAAACUAUCAUUUCCGUAUCGUUAUUUUUGAUACUUAUGUUGGAAUGCACCAGACUAUAUUUAGGAGUUCAGGGGAACCUCAAGGAAAAAAUUCCGGAUUUAGCAGCAUUUUGGAUGUUUUCGUUGAUUCUUCAAUUGCCAUUGCAACUGUUAUUCUUAUUGAUAAAUACAAUGCCCGUCGAAAGAGCAGUUCAAGGUAUAAUGUGUAUUUUACUUCUAUCGCAACUCAUUUUCGGAUUUGUGAUACUUCGAGAUAUGGCAGAACAUCAUAAACUUCGUUUCCACAUAUCGCAGUUUUACAGCGGACAGCACAGCAAAACUGAAUGAAUUCAAUAUUUGUUCUAAUAGUUGCGGUCGCGGUCCAUUGAACUAAAUAAUGUCGUUAUUAAGUUUUUGUACACACCUAUUUUAAAUUGAUGAGUACCACAUUAUCGCAAAAAUAAAAUAAAAAAGUUUAAGGA